Molecule: messenger RNA, 1331 nt
Organism: Trichoderma virens Gv29-8
Lineage: Eukaryota; Fungi; Ascomycota; Sordariomycetes; Hypocreales; Hypocreaceae
Exons: 2
Coding region: 47-1192 (381 amino acids)
Molecular function (GO): nucleotide binding
Source: RefSeq, a predicted model, not a curated record
AUCAUCUGUAGUUAUAACCAUCCGCACAAUUAGCUACCCAUUAACCAUGGCGCCUAUCCGCACGGCCAUUAUCGGCCUCUCCAGCAACGCAACCACAUCCUGGGCCAGCGCUGCCCAUUUGCCCUAUCUUCUCUCCGCCCGCGGUCGUGCAAAGUAUCAGAUUGUUGCUGUUUGCAACAGCACCGUCGAAUCAGCAAAGCAAGCCAUUAAAGCUUUCAAGCUGCCUUCCGACGCAAAGGCCUACGGCAACCCCCAGGACGUGGCCGACGACAAGGACAUUGACCUCGUGGUUGUAAGCACCCGCGUCGACGUCCACUAUGAAACUGCCCUGCCCAGUGCCAAGGCCGGCAAGGAUGUCUUUGUAGAGUGGCCACUGGCCCAGGAUGUGGCUCACGCAAAGGAGCUCGUCGACGCAGCUAGAGUUGGUGGUGGGCGGACGCUGGUUGGCCAUCAAGGACGCGAGGCUCCUCCUAUUGUCAAGGUCCGAGAGCUUCUUAAGAAGGGGACCAUUGGUAAAAUCCUGAGCAGCGAAGUCAGAGCCUUUGGCGGAUCUGUUGAUCGAGAGGCUUUAUUGCCAGCACUCAAGUAUUUUACUGAUAGAGCUGUUGGUGGUAAUGUCGUGACGAUUGGAGUUGGACAUUUGUUUGAUCAAGUCCAGCAUGUCCUUGGAGAUGUUCAAAACAUCCAAUCACAUAUCCAACUCCAGCGCCCCAAUGUCCUCCUUCGCAACCCUUCAACCAAAGAAGUCGUUGAAACAGUCAAGUCCAAUGUUCCUGAUCUUAUCAUCAUCAACGGCACCCUCGCCGCAUCGCAAAUCGCCACUGAGGGAGCCAACGUGCUCUUCCGUUUCCGUCGAGGACAGCAAUUCCCCGGCGAGCCUGCCCUUUCAUGGACAAUCAAUGGCGAGAAGGGCGAGAUUCGACUUCAAGCAUUUGGCGGAUCUUCUCUGCACGCCGGUUCUUACAAUGCCCCCGUGACCAUUGAGGUUCACGAUUUCGCUUCGGACAAGGUGCAGACGAGUGAUUGGAGCUGGCAGAGCUGGCAGGAAGAGCUGGCAAUCUUGGGGAGAAGCGUUGGUGUUCUUUAUGACAAGUUUGCGGACGGAGCGCUCGAAGGAUUGCCUUCAUUUGAAUCUGCCUUGGUUCGGCACGAGCAACUAGCAACCGUUCUUGCUGGUUGGGAUGAGAAAUGAAUGAUUUCGAGUAAAGGGGGAAAACGCGAAGUAGACGCUUGUAAUUGAAUUAGCAGCCGGUUUCAAAUUCACGACCUUUGAUUCUUUCAUCAAUUAGGAAUAGCUAGGUCUUAUUGGUAAUGAAAUCCUCCAAGUCCGG